Molecule: messenger RNA, 1914 nt
Organism: Olea europaea var. sylvestris
Lineage: Eukaryota; Viridiplantae; Streptophyta; Magnoliopsida; Lamiales; Oleaceae
Product: integrin-linked protein kinase 1-like
Exons: 13
Coding region: 233-1651 (472 amino acids)
Biological process (GO): protein phosphorylation
Molecular function (GO): protein kinase activity; protein binding; ATP binding
Source: RefSeq, a predicted model, not a curated record
GGAAUAAAAUAUACAAACAAUUUCCCAAUCUCUAUCUACUUUUCUCAGUCACUCAGAUCCAUUCCUCUCCUCGCCGUCGAGAGCUCCUUCCCAGCUCUCGAUAACAAUCCGAGGAUUAUCAAUCGUAUUACGUUGUACGGAAAAUGGGUAUUCUUUCAUCAUUCAAUAGAGCCAGCCCCGGAAAAAUCGCGUGAAGGAUUUGUUCUAGAACUGAAAGAAUUUACUAACUGACAUGGAUACUGCCGCCCAAUUAAAGCGCGGGAUUUCGCGCCAAUUGUCAACAGGAUCGUUCAAGAAGAGCGGAAAAUUCAGUUUCCAGAGGCAGAUUUCAAUGGACCCUAAGCGGAAUAAUUUCCGGUUUAGCUUCGGUAGGCAAUCAUCCAUGGAUCCAAUUAGGAGAGGCCCAUUGGCAGAGGAUGAUGGAUUGACGGUUCCAGAGAAUUUGGAUUCCACGAUGCAGUUGCUGUCAAUGGCAUGCAAAGGUGACGUCAAGGGUGUGCAGGAUUUGCUUGAUGAAGGAAUUGAUGUCAAUAGCAUUGAUUUGGACGGGAGGACUGCUUUGCACAUUGCAGCCUGCGAGGGGCAUGUUGAGGUUGUCAAGCUUUUGUUGAGUAGGAGGGCGAAUAUUGAUGCCCACGAUCGAUGGGGCAGCACGGCUGCUGCUGAUGCAAAGUAUUAUGGAAAUGUUGAAGUUUACAAUAUUUUGAAGGCCCGAGGGGCUAAAGUUCCUAAAACCAGAAAGACGCCAAUGGUGGUUGCAAAUCCUCGUGAAGUUCCAGAAUAUGAGCUCAGUCCACUUGACAUUCAAAUCCGGAAAAGCGAUGGCAUCUCUAAGGGAUCAUAUCAAGUCGCUAAAUGGAAUGGCACAAAAGUUUCUGUUAAGAUACUUGACAAGGAAAGCUAUUCAGACCCUGAAAGCAUAAAUGCUUUCCAGCAUGAGUUGACUUUGUUAGAAAAGGUCCGACAUCCUAAUGUGGUUCAGUUUAUUGGUGCUGUCACCCAGAAAAUGCCUAUGAUGAUUGUUUUGGAGUAUCAUUCAAAGGGUGACCUAGGUAGCUAUCUUCAAAAGAAAGGACGGCUAUCUCCAUCUAAAGCAUUAAGAUUUGCUCUUGAAAUUGCCAGGGGCAUGAAUUAUCUUCAUGAAUGCAAACCAGACCCAGUUAUUCAUUGUGAUUUAAAGCCAAAAAAUAUUUUGCUGGAUUGUGGAGGGCAGUUGAAGGUUGCUGGAUUUGGUGUGCUUAGAUUAUCCAAAGUUUCAGAGGACAAAUUUAAACUGGAGCGUCCUGAAGCCAUAGAUCGUACAAGUUUGUAUGUGGCAACUGAGAUUUUUAAAGAUGAAAUAUUUGAUAGAAGUGUGGAUGUGUACUCUUUUGGUCUUUUACUUUAUGAGAUGGUGGAGGGCGUGCCACCAUUUUCAAAGUCUCCUGAAGAAAUUGCUAAGUUGAUGACCUUAGAUGAUAAGAGACUGGCCCUAAAGAUGAAAUCUAAAUCUUUCCCUCCUGAUUUAAAAAAGUUGAUCGAAGAAUGUUGCCAUCCGGAUUGUGUUGGACGUCCAACAUUUUCAGAGAUCAUUGUCCGUUUGGAAAAAGUUGUUGUGAAAUGCUCCAAACAUGGAUGGUGGAAAGAUGCUUUCAAGCUCCCUUGGAAAUGAAAGAUGCAGUCAAGAGAAGACAUGCAUGUUAACAACUUGUGAGUCAGAUCUUAAAGUAUACUGUGGUCUACCUGUGAAUAGAAUGAGAUUGGUUCUUAUAAGUGUGUACCUGUUGAAAAUUCACUUUUAUGCCUCGGACUUGUACUUUGGUAAUAUCAUAUGAUUGUGAAACAAGUGGGACAUUGUAAAAAAGCUCUCUCUCUCUCUCUCUCUCACAUUGUUACAUUUGUUAAUUUUAUAGUAGUAAUUUUUAUCUUUCUUUC